AUGAUUCAGAAUUUGAUAGAAAUUGAGAAUGAUUUGAGCCAAGUAUCCGGUUCUGUAGGGCUACACAAUUUUGUAGUUGGCCAUGCUAGUCAGCAUGUCAGGAUGGUCCGCGCCGAGCUUUGUCUUGCUCGUCUCCAUGACUUGCACCUCGAGCUGCUCGGCCUCAUCCCACAGGCCUUGAUUCCUGUAUAUCGACGUGAUAUAGGCUAUGCUCGUCAGCGUGUCUGGAUGAUCCGCGCCUAG
Penicillium angulare is the source of this 243-nucleotide messenger RNA. RefSeq lists its product as uncharacterized. Lineage: Eukaryota; Fungi; Ascomycota; Eurotiomycetes; Eurotiales; Aspergillaceae. Bases 1 to 243 code for a protein of 80 amino acids. The record is from RefSeq and is a predicted model, not a curated record. The transcript is spliced from 2 exons.